AUGCCGAAAAAAAAUCGACCUGCAACAUCGGGCUAUGCUCGUCUUGCACAGGAGGAGGAUAGACACGAAUUCUUCAACUAUGACGAUUCCGACGAUGACGACCUUCAUGGAGUUAAUUCCAGCAACGUUUCCCAAUCUGCCCCUCGAUAUGCUCCCAUCUCCUCUCGAGCGCAGAUGCAAGCCUCCGGGCUUUCUACACCUCCCGAGUAUCGACGAAGGCAUAGUGGUCAUUACCAUCGACGGGGACGCAGGAAUUCCGGUGUGGACAUCAAGGCUAUCAACGCGCGUCUUGAACGUUGGGCCGAGGAAAUUGCCUCCAAGUUCAAGAUCAACAAGGUUAAGGGGAAAACACUAGAGGAGGAGAAGCUAGAAAUUUAUCAUUCCGUUUUCCAAGCUCCAGAGGGCGUUCGACCGGUCACUGCGGAGACACUUGAAUCCGAGGAGAUGGAAGGCGCCGUACGGCAAGCGCGGGGUGAGUUCGAAGAUGUGGUGGAAAGUGUGCGUGUGGCGAUCGAGUUAGGAACUCAUCCUCGCAUGAUCUCUCAGGGAAGUUCCGGUAGCUACUUCGCGCGCAACAGCGAAGGGAAAGUGGUGGGCGUCUUCAAGCCCAAGGAUGAGGAACCUUAUGCAUCUCGCAACCCCAAGUGGACAAAGUGGAUUCACCGCAACUUGUUCCCAUGCUUUUUUGGACGGGCGUGUUUGAUUCCUAAUCUUUCUUAUGUAUCGGAAGCGGCGGCUUAUGUCCUCGACGCGCGUCUACAGACUCACAUGGUUCCUUACACCGACAUCGUCUGGUUAUCCUCGAAAUCAUUUUUCUACGACUUCUGGGACCGGAGAAAAGCAUGGAUGGGCAAGAAACAGCUCCCUCCCAAGGUAGGAAGUUUCCAAGUGUUCCUCAAGGGAUACAAAGAUGCGAAUAUAUUCCUGCGAGAACACCCAUGGCCCGACCAAGCCAACACUGGAUUUCGUGCGGAGGAUGCGCCGAAACGCAAAAAGCGGCCAUGGAACGAAUCCUGCCGUCCAUCCGGGAUCCAUUCGGAUGAUGAGGAUGAAGAUGAAUACGCAGAUGGUGAUGUGCCAUCGCCAUCCCCACGCGAACAGAGCAACGAGCGUCGAUUCCAGUGGACCGAGGGGCUCAAACAAUCGUUCAGAGAAGCAUUGGAGAAACUUGUUAUUCUUGACUACAUUAUGCGCAACACAGACCGUGGUCUGGAUAAUUGGAUGAUCAAAAUCGACUCUUUUUCGGAAGAGGUCUCUAUUGUCGCUGAUCCUCCGAAGUCAAACGGGAACAGCCCACAGCCGGGUAAUGACGAGGACGAUGACUACUUGCGCCCAGCACAACCUGUUUCCUUGAACCCAAAUCAAAACCAAAGUACCAGCGCACCGUAUCCUUACAAACGUCACGAAACCAUGGUUGCUAUUAGCCGCACCGGGACACCUUUGAGCGGACAACAAGAACCGCCAGUUUCGAUUCAGAUUGGAGCCAUUGACAAUAGUUUGUCAUGGCCAUGGAAGCAUCCUGACGCAUGGCGAAGUUUCCCCUUCGGAUGGCUAUUCCUUCCCGUCUCCUUGAUCGGACAACCGUUUUCGCAACGAACGAGGGAUCAUUUCUUACCGCUUCUGACUUCGACAGCAUGGUGGAGUGGCACACAAAUGGCUCUCCGGAAAAUAUUCGCGCAGGACGAUGAUUUCAAGGAGAGCAUGUUUGCCCGACAAAUGGCCGUCAUGAAGGGUCAAGCUUGGAAUGUCGUAGAGACUUUGAAGCAUCCGGACCAUGGUCCUUUGGAACUGACAAGGCGGACGCGGGUGUGUGUCUGGGAUGACUUGGUGGAUGUUCCAGUUGCAAUUCCUCUCCGCGCCCCGUCGACGGACGCACAAAAACGCAAAGCGCGACAAUACGACCCCGAUAAUGAGGAGAUGGACAUCGGUGCGGCCAUGUCGUUGCAAUCCGACCAUGAUCUCUUAGGUCUCGGAUCCCCCUCAAGUGAACUUCCCAACCCGAAUCGGUUCGAACUUGCCCGUGAUCGGGGCGAAUCCAGUAAGCUGGGCGGCAGUCCUGCAACGAUCGAUGCGCAUGAAGUCAACAGGGAUAGUAUUGACGGACUUAGCACCAACGGGAGAGACCUAGACAGGAGCUGGGCUACUCUCCCUCCUCGGCCCCAUGCCAAAUCUGCCAGCAUUGGCGGUCACCGCAAGAAUGACUCACUUUCCACUGUCCGCAACCAAGCGGCCUUUGUCUUUGGUAGCGAUGACCUGGAAGGUGACCUGGGUUACGCUGCCGCAGAAGGUAUGGAAGGGAACCAACGCAAGGUCAUUGUGGAACGUUUGGAGGCUGUCAAGAGCAAGAACCCGCCUGUCUCGGAUACCUGCAUAAGUGAGAAGCAAAGCAAAACAAUCAUGGCAUCCCACGCGGCCAUGCUCCUGGACCCGCGAGCCUACAGGAAGCAGAUCCAGACAAACGGUAAUAAUGGCCCUGGAUAUAACCCCUCUGGUCCUUCAAAUCUACACGACGAUGCGACUUCCGCCAAGGGCCCUGACAUUGAUGGCACUUUGUUCUUCCCAUCGCGGAUCCGUUGCCCCUCUCCACCCGAGAAUCCUGUUUAUAGUUAUUCGAGUUCGGAUGCUGCUGCUUCACAGUCAGUUGGCUUACACGAUGAAGGAACAACAGGACAGUCGGAUCCCGGUCGUCAGUCGUCGCGCAGCCAUGCGACUGCGCCCUCCAUCACGCCGCCAGGCACCGUCACCGCCACCCACCAGUUUUUCAGCCCCCAACGCCUUCCAUUAUCGAGGACAACCGCAAAAUCAAGGUCGCCACGACAGGAUUCGAGUCGGUCGAGUAGCGUCGGGAAUAGAGCGGUUGGGUCGCCACAGCGCGCUGUAAGAUUAGAACCGACAUUUGAUGUGCAGUUCGCGACGCCGACGGAUUUUGAGAAUGGGAAUAACGAGAAUGGAGCUAUCGAUACGUGUCAUAACAGCUUGUUAGAGGAUAUGUAUGGCGUGGAGAAACGGGAAAACCAGCCGCGCAAGAGGAUCAAGACCGUUGAUCCGUUUGAUGAGCAGCAACAGCAGGUUAAACGCAGGAACUUCAUAAUGGCCGGAAAUAGUGGACUGGGGGAAUGGGUGAAGGAAGACCAUGGCGAGUCUAAGCAGUCUUCCCCUGCCGCAAACAUCGUGGAUCUGACACUAGACGCUCCUAGUCACGGCGAUGAUGACGACCUGCAAGUCACUGGUUCCAAUAACCUCAGCGUCCAAAGAGUCUGCUACGGAAAGUUAGAAAAUGCGAUGGUUCAAGCGAUUAUGGUUCCUAGACCAGCUGCGCAGAACAUUUUCGGAGACUCGGAACACGACUGGCCAUCGUUAAAGCUAGGGGUGCACAGGGAAGCAAAUCAGGGCAACAAUCGGAUAGAUGUAUCUGAUCCCCAUGAGAGAAUAUUCGGAGCAAUAGACUGUAAAACUGCAGCAGUGAUUGUUCCCUUAAUUGAUUCUCCAGCCUUGAAGGUGGAUAUCACGGCUCGAUUGGACGUUCGAAGACGGUCACCAGAUGAAUAUCCAUGGGGACCCUGUUCCGCAUUCUACCGUGCAUCUAUCAACCUCUAUGGCCUCAGGAAGGACGCGGACAUUGUCGGAAGACAUCUUGGCCAGAAUAAUGUCUGGCUGGGGACUCCGAACUCUGUCGAACAAGGCGUUCCAGUAUUUAAUCCACAUGCAGAACGCCGACGUGCUCAAGCAUCUUUCUUACCGGCAGUAGCGGCGCGUGGUCGGUCGGGGGUUAACUAUGAAGUUCGAACAGCCGAGGAAGUCAAUGAUGCCGUCAUGAAGAUGUUUGAUCAGUUGCAGAGUGCAGAGAAUCUCCCAGAAAUGGAGCCUCCUUCGAUUAUUUCCACUCUGCUCCUGCGUCACCAAAAGCAGGGACUCUGGUAUAUGACGGAAAAGGAAAAACCGCGUAAAUUCGGUCCUAAGGAAGAAGAUAACAAUUCGCUUUGGAGAAUAGAUUAUCGCCCCAACGGGGCGAAAAAGUAUCGUGAGAUUAUCAGUGGCUUGGUCCUUGACGAGGAGCCUCCGCAAAGCUUGGGCGGUCUACUAGCGGACAUGAUGGGUUUAGGGAAAACAUUAAGUAUCCUUUCGCUUGUUGCGGCUUCGCUGGAGCAGGCUAGCAAGUGGGAAAAGCUAUCUCCACACCCGGAACUCGUUAAAACUCUACCAAACAUUCGCAAUACCAGAACUACGCUGCUGGUAGCUCCUCUCAGUGCCGUCAACAACUGGGUGUCACAGAUUAAGGAGCAUGUUGUCGAGGACGGCCUUUCUUACUACGUCUUCCACGGCUCGAACCGGACAUCCGACGUCGACAAACUGUCUCAGUAUGAUCUAGUGAUUACGACCUACAGCAUCGUACUCAGCGAGAUAUCCGGGCGUGGUUCAAAACGCGGCGGUGUGAGUCCUUUGACCAAAAUGAACAUGUUCCGGAUUGUUCUCGACGAGGCGCACACGAUACGAGAGCAAAGUGCAGCCCAGACACAAGCGAUCUUCAAGCUGAACUCUGAACGACGCUGGUCGGUAACGGGUACCCCCAUCCAGAACCGCCUGGAUGAUCUCCUCUCUGUGACCAAGUUCCUUGGACUAGUCCCGUAUGAUGAUCGAUCCCGAUUCGCGAUGCAUAUCCUUAGCAGGUUCAAAACCGGUGAUGCUACGGUCUUGGCAAGUCUACGUGUGCUUGUUGAUUCGUUUACACUCCGUCGGGUCAAGGAUAAAGUUGAUAUCCCUAUUCGCCAUGAUAAGAUCAUCACCCUCGACUUCUCUGAUAAGGAACGGCAGCUGCAUGAAUUCUUCCGGAAGGAAUCGAAUGUGAUGAUGAGCGUGAUUGCCGGCCAAGACCAGACGAAGAUGAAGGGCCGGAUGUACCACCACGUUCUCAAGGCAAUGAUGAUUUUACGACAGAUUAGUGCACAUGGAAAAGAGCUCCUGGAGCCUGAGGAUCGUGAGCGGAUCAAGGGGGUUAGCGCACAUGAUGCUAUUGACCUGGAAGAGGGUGGUGAAGUUACGACGGGGCUCUCGGAUAAGAAGGCAUAUGAGAUGUUCACGCUGAUGCAACAAUCAUCAGCAGAUGCUUGCGCAGUGUGUGCGAAGCGCUUGGAAGAGCCGAGCAUGGAAACCGGUGCUUCAGACAAGAAAACCGCAAUGGCCAUUGUGCUUCCUUGCUUCGAUGUCCUUUGCCCAGAUUGUUUCUCUGGUUGGAAGAAGGCGUUUAAGCCUCAAACGAAUGGGCCUUUGAAUGAUAUCAAAUGCCAGAUUUGCGAAGGAUGGAUUCCAGCAUCAUACUCUACGAUCACUUCGGCAGGCCUCCAGGAAUACGAAGUGAACCAAGCCCAGGCAAAACAGAGCCGAAAGCAAGCCAAGGCAAUUGGAGAAUACGAAGGACCGCACACUAAGACGAACGCCCUCCUAGCCUCAAUCCUAGAUUCCGCAGAAGAGACCAAGACCCUCCCCGAAGGCGAGAAACCAAUAAAAUCAGUCGUGUUUUCUGCCUGGACCUCCCAUCUCGACCUAAUUGAAAUUGCCCUCAAAGAAAACGGCAUCACAGGCUAUACACGCCUAGACGGCACAAUGUCCCUCUCCGCCCGCCACCACGCCCUCGAAGUCUUCCACAAUGACAACAGCACCACCAUCCUUCUCGCCACCAUCGGCGCCGGCGGUGUGGGUUUGAACCUGACCGCUGCGUCUAAUGUCUACAUAAUGGAGCCGCAAUAUAACCCCGCGGCUGUGGCACAGGCUAUCGACCGUGUGCAUCGUUUAGGGCAGACGAGGGAGGUCAACACGGUACAGUUUGUGAUGAAGGGGAGUAUUGAAGAGAAGAUCUUCGAGCUGGCAAAGAAAAAGCAACAACUAGCGGAUUUGAGUAUGAACCGGGGGAAAUUGGAUAAGAAAGACGUUCAGGAGGCGAGGAUGCAAGAGUAUAGAAGCUUGUUUCGGUAA
Molecule: messenger RNA, 5970 nt
Organism: Aspergillus ruber CBS 135680
Lineage: Eukaryota; Fungi; Ascomycota; Eurotiomycetes; Eurotiales; Aspergillaceae
Exons: 4
Coding region: 1-5970 (1989 amino acids)
Biological process (GO): phosphatidylinositol phosphate biosynthetic process; Golgi organization; endosome organization
Cellular component (GO): endosome; lysosomal membrane; trans-Golgi network
Molecular function (GO): 1-phosphatidylinositol 4-kinase activity; ATP-dependent chromatin remodeler activity; ATP binding
Source: RefSeq, a predicted model, not a curated record